AUUCCCUCUCUCCCUCUCUCUCUCUCAAAUUCCAAGAAAAUGGCGAAAGGUGAACGCAGGGUGUUGUUGGUAUUGGGGGACUACGUGGAAGACUACGAGGCGAUGGUUCCAUUUCAAGCACUGCAGGCAUAUGGAGUGUCCGUUGAUGCCGUCUGUCCUGGCAUGAAAGCUGGUGAUAUCUAUCGCAGAGCCAUUCAUCAACUUUCUCCUGCUCACCAGACUUAUUCUGAAUCACGUGGUCACAAUUUCGCACUCAAUGCAACAUUUGAUGACAUUGAAUUUAACAAAUAUGAUGGAUUAAUAAUACCAGGAGGACGGGCACCUGAAUAUCUUGCUUUGGAUGCGUCGGUUUUAGAAUUGGUGAGAAAGUUUUCUGACUCCUGAAAGCCAAUUGCUUCGGUUUGCCAUGGGCAACUUGUCCUAGCAGCUGCAGGCUCGGUUAAAGGUAGGAAGUGUACGGCCUUCCCAGCUGUCAGACCCGAGACCUUGUUGGCGUGUGUUGUUGAUGGUAAUAUAUAAUUACUGGGGCUACAUAUGAAGGCCAUCCUGAGUUAUUUAGGCUUUUUGUGAAGGCACUAGGAGGUAACAUAACUGGUUCAGAUAGGAGGAUCCUGU
Messenger RNA from Prunus avium (sweet cherry), 615 nucleotides. Its product is annotated as protein DJ-1 homolog D-like. The record is from RefSeq and is a predicted model, not a curated record. NCBI's taxonomy places the organism in Eukaryota, Viridiplantae, Streptophyta, Magnoliopsida, Rosales, Rosaceae.